AUGGUUGAGCCAACACCAACUACUAGACUCCAUAUCACUCCUCUCAAUCCCGAUCUCCUCCCCUCGGUCCUGCCCCCAUCAGUCCGACCCUCUGCCACCGACAUUUCCUUCCACCAUAUUCCCACAUUCCCCGAAAACGACUACGGAUAUAUCACCUUGCCGACCAUGGACGCCGAAAAAAUCCAAAAGAAGCUGAACGGCAAGAUUCUCAAGGGCAAAAAAUUCAAGAUCGAGACUGCCCGUCCAUCCAAAAGACAAAGGAACGAGGAAGAGGCCGACGCACCUGCGGAGAAGAAAAAACCAAAAAAGUCCGAGCCGGAAGAUGGCGUGAUCGAGGGCUAUGAACUUGCCGAAGGCCGUAAAGUGAAGCGAGGCUGGACGGAAUCUUCCAAGAAGGAAAAACAUCGAUCGUCCGACAAGAAGCGAAGCAAGGACGACAAGAAGGAAAAGCCCCAGCCCAAGUCCAAAUAUACCGACAAGUCAGAGCUUCUGUUCCGAACAACCCUUCCGCCGAACCGCGUCGCCAACGAAGCCGACGACAAGAAGGCCAAGAAGAAGAAGUCUUCUUCUCGGGAAACCGUCAUUCACGAGUUUGAGAAGACAUAUACGCAACCGAGUUUCUUGCGGUCCAGUGGAGAAGAGACCAAGCCCUCCACUGCAUUCGAUGAGGAGAAGGGAUGGGUGGAUGCUUCAGGGGCUGUGAAGGAAGCUGCGAGUAAAAAGAGUCGCAAGGACAAUUAUCGCCCGGGUCAAGUCCCUGGAACCAAGGAGAAAGCACCAAAGAAGGCCAAGAAGAGCAAACCUGAAAGCUCACCUGAACCAAUUGAAGCUGAAGAUUGGACUUCUUCCAGUGGUUCGUCUGACGAGGAUUCGGAUGCCGAAGGCGAAAGCGAAAGCGACAACGACUCUUCUGAUGAUUCAUCCGAUGACUCGUCUGACGAGUCCAUCAUAGAGGAGGCCUCCAAGGACGAAGAACCCGCAAAGGAGACUAAAGCUGCCAAGGCCACGCCACCCACCUCGGACGAUUCAGACUCAGAGCCGGAGCCCGAGUCGUACUCGAAGUCGGAGUCGAAACCCGCAAGCAAAGAAGAAGCAGUUGCAGAGGAACCUACACCUACCGAAGUCCACCCUCUGGAGGCUCUUUUCAAGCGAACAGCCCCAACUGACUCCGAGGAUAUGCCUGCGGAAGACAAGAACGCUGGCUUCAGCUUUUUCGGCGGCGGCGACAUCGAGUCAGAGGACGAGGCCUCAGCCGAACCGCAAACACCAUUUACGCCAUUCACGAAGCGAGACCUUCAAGACCGUGGCCUUCGAAGCGCAGCUCCCACCCCUGACACCAGCCUGAUCAAUCGGCGCAUGAAUUGGGAGGAGGAAGAGGAUGACGAGAUGGAAGACGAUGCCGCCAUCGAUACUCCCGUUUCCAAAUCCCGAAGCACAAAGCUUGAUACCAAGGAAGAAACCGAGUUCACCAAGUGGUUCUGGGAGAAUCGCGGUGACAACAAUCGUGCUUGGAAGAAGAGGCGGCGCGAUGCUGCCAAGGAACAGCGACAGAGAGAGAACCGUAAGAAGGGUAUCAAGGGCAAGUCUUGA
Molecule: messenger RNA, 1590 nt
Organism: Penicillium manginii
Lineage: Eukaryota; Fungi; Ascomycota; Eurotiomycetes; Eurotiales; Aspergillaceae
Exons: 1
Coding region: 1-1590 (529 amino acids)
Molecular function (GO): nucleic acid binding
Source: RefSeq, a predicted model, not a curated record